GGGGGGGGGGGGGGAAAGGAUGAAGUACAGUAGUGAGUAGUCGAUUUCUGUUUUUGCAUCUGGCGAGGAUUUGUGAACAGCAAAGGGUUCAGCUCCUCUUCUUAGUUUUUUCCGCUUUUUAAAAAUAAAUCGUAGCAUUAACACAUCGUUAGGUGUUGUCUGUUUUACACGAAUUGUGGGUUUACUGUGGAAAAUCUCCGCUUCAGAGGUUUGAUAGUUAUGGAGACAGGAAAGGCUGAGAUUUACCACGAGAAGCAAAGAUUGCAGUUCUGCCUUUUACACUCCCUCAAUAAUCUCUUCCAGGAUAAAGAUGCAUUUACACGUGCGGAUUUGAAUGUUAUUGCUGAAAGACUUCACAUUGAUGAUCCCAACAAGGGAACAUGGACUCCGUUGUCUGCAAUUUUUAAGCCCCAUCAUAAUCUGCUUACAGGAAACUUUGACAUCAAUGUUCUUAUUGCUGCACUCGAAGAGAAAGGAAAAAGGGUUGUUUGGCAUGAUCGGCGAAACGGAGCUUCUACUAUUGAUCUUGAGGGCUCAGGAAACGAAUUAAUGGGUAUUGUGCUUAAUAUUCCAGUGAAGAAGUAUGUUGGGCUUUGGAGAAGUAGACACUGGGUUACCUUGCGAACGGUUGGAGGUGUUUGGUAUAACUUAGAUAGUGAUUUUUCCACUCCUUAUCAGUUUAAAGAUACAGAAGAAGUGAGGAAUUUCUUGGAUUACAUAAUAGCUGCUGGUGCUGAAGUUUUGCUCGUCAUGAAUAAUGAAAAAUUAAUGAAGAUACCAUCUAGAGUUUCAAUGUACAGUGACCUGAUGUCUUCCUUUGAAAGGUUGAUUGGUUAUUGCCAGGCAAAAAGAAGAUAUGGCAAAACUAGGAAAACUUGUCAGCUUUAUUUUUCGACUGCUGUGGCUUCACUCCUACAUAUUCUUGGGCUUGCUCCCUUCUUUCUCUCCGCCUCUCUAGCUCAAACUUCUAGUACUUUUAAAGCUAUUGAUUCUUUUGAGAUGUCCGCUCAGAAAGGCAAUGGACGAGCCAACAAUGUUGGAUCGCAUGCUACUGUUCAUCAGAAGCCCGCGGCAGAGCUUCAGAAACAGAAGUCUUGCAAGAAAGAAGACAAUACCCCGAGGUGUACAAGAAGUUGCAAAUUCAGGUUGCCGAGAAAGAAAGAAUUAUCUCCACUCAAGUAUCUUAAACAUAUUGGUGGUAAGAUGUUCGCAGUGCUGCAAAUGAUGUCUCCUAGAAGAUGUUCUCCUAAAGUUACUUCCUCGGAAAGGGCAAAGCCCUCUGUUGCUCCAGUUGAUUCUCAUCGCGCUGAAGCUAUAGAUGAUUGCAUCGAGUUUAUUAACUCUUCUUCUUCAUUGCCAAGAUCAAAUUCCACUCUGCAGUAGAUGCUCAACGUUUCUCAUGAAGACCUUGGGCUAUAAUUUAGAUCCUAGAAAGUUGUGGCUUUAUCAAACAUAUUUGUUCCUCCUGUAAUUGCUAUUUGCUGAUGGCUUUCUUGAUGACUUUUUGUAAUUGAAACCAGGAGAACCUAAGAUUUUUUUUUUUUUAACAUUUCUAGGUAAAUUAGUAGACUGUAGAUUUGAAUGCUGCAAUAAUCAUUUGCUUAGUAAGCUGUCUUGCUAUGGGUACCUAUUUUGAGGCCAUGGCCUAAUAUAAACCAUGGUCCGCAGAGUGGUGGUUGAAUAUUAUUGUACAACGGUCAAAGAUAAAGUUCACAUAUAAACACUACUAUUAUGCUA
Molecule: messenger RNA, 1737 nt
Organism: Coffea arabica (coffee)
Lineage: Eukaryota; Viridiplantae; Streptophyta; Magnoliopsida; Gentianales; Rubiaceae
Source: RefSeq, a predicted model, not a curated record